AAUGACGUUUUGAAGUGCUUUGAAAGUUCUCUUGACUUCAGUUUAGACACCCACCCAGCUUUGUGCCUGUGGUUUUGUAGAUCCUCCCUCUUCCUCAAUCUCUGGCACAAGCGACAAAACAAACACCAGAUUAGACCCCUAACAUGCUAACAUGCUCCUCACCGCCAGUAAACACAGGUCUCAGCUGUGGUUUGAUUGUUGUGACUACUUUUUUUUUUUGCUUACUUUUGUGAGGUGUAAUCAUCUUAGGUGGGAUUUGCUUUACUGAUGCUGCUUGCGUCUCCCUUUGUGCAAAAUCAAAGUCGAAACAAACGUUUCAAGCUCACUUGCAAACUGAGGAAGUUGUGUUGCCCACUGCUGCGUCACCAUUCAAACCAACAGGAGGAAAUAGAGCAGCAUUUGUACUUGAUUCUUUCAUACAGCACUUGCUCCUCUUUAAGGCACUGUCAGUGUCUCUCCAAUGUCAUUUCCUGCAUUCUGCUCAUCUCGUUUUUGAACCCUGCUUAUAGUCAGUCGGGGUGUGGGGUUUGUGGGGGUGACCAGAUGGCCCUCAGUGUGUAGUUUUGAGGAGAAGCCAUUGGGAACGUGUGUGUGGAAAGGAGAGGUAAGGUGCAGGCGAGCGAUGGGAUGCUGCAGUGUGACCCAAAGGCAUACAGGGACCGAUGAAGUGGGCCCAGAUGAGAUUGAACUCUUGGAGAUCUCCAAUGCAGGGCUCUGGAGUCUUGCUGAAAACCGCCUACAAACUUCCACAAGGAAUGGCACAGAUGAAGGUCCUCAGCGCUGCCCUUCUGUGAGACACCUGAAGCAGGAGGAUCCGGAUCCUGUUUCUGCGAGGAGGGACUCAAAGCACAACAAUUCACAACUAGCGGUCUGGGGCUGGACAAAAGAAGAGCUUCAUUAUAGACUGUACACUCAGCCUAUCAGAGAAUGGGAAGGACAAGCUCCACACACCUAUGGCGACAUUAUCCACUCGUCUUCUGUGUAUUUACACAGUGGGUACACAAAGGUUAUGAGUGAAAGAUAUCUGGUUUUAUUUUCCUUCCACUUGUUAAUCCUCGCUUUGGACAGUUCCAAUCAUGAUUUUAUAUAUGAGGGUAUUCUUCCUCUCUCAGCCAUUGAAGUGCAUCUGAUCCCACAGCAGGACUCCAGUUCUCCACAUAUGUUUGAGAUUAUUGGACCCAUGGUGGACUCAAAGAUCUUCAUUUGUGCUGGAGCUGCUGAAACAAAAAACUGGAUGGAGAACAUUGAGGACAGGCGAUACAAGUCUUUAAGACAACAGCUAAGCCCGUCUCAUAGUGCUCUCUCAUACCUGGUGCCGUGUGAUGAAAACUGGAAGAAGGAGGAGCUGAAAAGAUACUUGCUGCGGUCUCCCAUCAUGCAAUGGGAAGGAGCCCCCAUUCAGCACAUGGGACAUCCAAGAUACCUCUCACUGGUGCACAUCAGCAACGUAUACGCAAAGAACCGGUUUUUGCAGGGACCUCAGGAGCGUCUGCUUGUGCUCUUCCCUUGUGACCUGCUCAUUCUGUCUCUCGACUGCCAUCGCGUACGUGUGAAAUAUGAGGGUCGUCUGCCACUAAAGAGCAUUAAAGCCAUGGAAAGAUCGGCACUGCCUGGCAGACUGGAGUUUGAACUCACAGGUGAACUGAUGGAGCCUCUGCUUGUCUCCUGUAUUUACCCUGAGGACUAUCAAAGCUGGAUCUUCCAGUUACAACAGCCUGAUAAAAUGCCAGAUACACUGCCUCAUCACACUCCACCUCUGAUACCGAAAAAGCGCAGGAGCUGAGUAUAAUGUGAGGACUGUGAACUAAGAUGACUGGGAACAUCAUAAAUACUCCUAUUAAUGAAAGCUGCUGUGGACAAAUACAUUUUUUACUUUUGCUUUUUAUAUUCUUAUGUAAAUAUCUAAACUGCUCAUGUGAAAGGAUUUCUCAAUAGCUGUGAAACUCAGGUUUAGACAGCAAUUAUUACCAUCUGCUCCAUUUCUGUGGUAGAGAGUGGUAACAUGUAUGCACAGAAACAGUAUAAUACAAUGUAUAAAUGUUUAAGAUGUAUAAAAUUAAUUUAUUUAGAA
Molecule: messenger RNA, 2071 nt
Organism: Danio aesculapii
Lineage: Eukaryota; Metazoa; Chordata; Actinopteri; Cypriniformes; Danionidae
Exons: 12
Coding region: 623-1783 (386 amino acids)
Source: RefSeq, a predicted model, not a curated record